AUGGAAAUGAAAGUAUUGCCCAGUCAGUCGGAAAAAUGUUGUUGUUUUUCGGACGAGGAGCAGCUAACAACACCAGGUCGAAGCCGUGAAAGAAUUAUAUCUUUCAUAACCAAUGUCAUGGUAAUAGCUUUGUUGGUAUUUUCUGCAAUCAGCCCAAAGCUUGUAUCCGAUACUGCAGCAAGCGCAUUUGCUCCACGUUUCCGACCUAUCUGCAUUCAUAGAGAUCGUGAAGAAACUGGUUUCGAAGAAUAUAAGUAA
This is a messenger RNA of Cylicocyclus nassatus, 258 nucleotides long. NCBI's taxonomy places the organism in Eukaryota, Metazoa, Nematoda, Chromadorea, Rhabditida, Strongylidae. The record is from the annotation of a GenBank genome assembly.